Cylicostephanus goldi is the source of this 777-nucleotide messenger RNA. NCBI's taxonomy places the organism in Eukaryota, Metazoa, Nematoda, Chromadorea, Rhabditida, Strongylidae. The record is from the annotation of a GenBank genome assembly.
GUCACCACCCCUGAGUUCAAGGCGAAUCUUGCUAAACAGGCAGUCGUCAUGAAAACCGCUGAAGAAGCAGAGGACGAGGAUUUUGAUAUGGAAGGAACCACUGGAAAACAGAGAACGGUUGGAGAUAUACUAGGAGACGAGGAAGAACGUAUGAUACAGGCUCCUCCAAAGGAUGCGCGGCUUGCUGAUAUAGAGCAAGCGUUCAUAUCAGAACAUCAAAAAAAGCUGCCACAUGUAGGAGAAAGCAAAGUAGUAGAAGAUACUCUGGACAAGGGUCAGAAAGCAACCAAGGAUAGUGUGCCAAAUCAGCAAGCCUCCCGCGCGAGCUCAGCUUCACCCCAAUCCACCCCAGAACGUAGGGCAGCAACACUAGAAGAAACUUCUGAAAAAGGUGAAAAAGCUAAGAGAACCGUUGCUAUGCAAGAUGAUUCGGGGGCGGCUGUGAGCAGCGAGUUAGACAGUUUUGUUGAACGUAGAGCGGACACUAAAAAGUCUCCCGACACGCAAAAGGCUCCUUCGAUGACUACGGUCCAGAAAGCUAACCUUGAAAAGAAAAGCAAAGAACAACUCAAAAAGGCUGAAAGCAGGUUGCAAGAGAAGAAGAGAACAGAAAUAGAUGAACCUUUAAAAAAAGGCUCAAGUAAGGAGGAGACCGAAAGCGAGUCAAGUAAGCAGCCGAAAGAAAAGAAAGGAACAAAAGCUGACAAGCCAGAGAAACGCGGCUCCAAAGAAAAGCAAAAGGAAAAGCACACAAAUAAAAAGACUGGAAAGUCUUAG